This is a messenger RNA of Aspergillus puulaauensis, 1035 nucleotides long. Its product is annotated as N-terminal C2 domain-containing protein. Lineage: Eukaryota; Fungi; Ascomycota; Eurotiomycetes; Eurotiales; Aspergillaceae. Bases 1 to 1035 code for a protein of 344 amino acids. The record is from RefSeq and is a predicted model, not a curated record. The transcript has 5 exons.
AUGCAGGCUUUUGUCCCAAAAAACAGAAGGCCUAGGUUUGAAUUAGUUCUUCGAAUUAUCGACCUGAACAAUAUUCCUCUCGUUAGCGGAGCGGCAUAUAUAAAAUGGCGGUUGCCUUCUUCAAAUGCCAAUGAGCAUCAUGGGACAACCGACAAAUCCCUCAUCCAUGAGCAUAAAGCCUCUUGGCACUAUGAACGGACCGUGCAAAUCAGGAUGACGAUCGAGCGCGACCAAACACUCCAUGAAUGCGAAAUCCAAUUUGAAGUAAUACAGGAAUUUUCAUCUGGGGUUCACGCUGAGAAAAACCUUUUAGGGAGGGUGAAACUCAAUCUAUGCGAGUAUGUGGACAAAAGCGAUGACGACGAGGGUAUCGUACGUCGAUACUUGAUGCAGGACAGCAAGAUAAAUAGCACCCUCAAAAUCGGCAUAUCCGUGCAACAAAUGGAAGGAGAUCGCAACUUCACGACUCCGCCACUAAGAUCCGCCAUGGCUUUCGGCGGGAUAACAGGAGUUGUGGCUUCUGAGCAAGCCGAGGCUGAUGACUCGGGUCAGCCACCUUUGAUCAACACCCAAAGUCGAGAGGUUGCCGAUAUGCAAGAGAUGUACCGACGUACAUUGGCAGCCUCCUGGACUUCUCGCGCGGACGACCUCCCUGCGGAUAAAUUGAUUGAAGGGCUAUUCUCUGGAAGUGUCGGCCGGGCCGACUCACGAGAUCCUGACUCCACGCAUUCUGAGGGUUAUUAUGAUAAACGCUCUUCGCACCGUGGUGCAGGCACCACUAGCCAGACCGGAACGCGCAACCUUCUAUCUCCGGGCUUUGAAAGGCGCACAAAGAGCGCGAGCCGCUCAAAUGCAAGCAAGACCCUAGACUUUGCCCCAGCGAUUGAACACACCGGAAAGAACGGAAGCAUUGAACACCAACUUUAUGAUAAUGCCAAGGGCAAGACUUGGAGAAAUCGUAAUACAGAACAUGAGCUGUCGGAGUUCGACGUUCGUGAGGAUUUACGGAGCUGGGAAGUUAAUAAUAUACAAUAA